AUGGGGAAUACCGUUUUGUGUGGCAACAAAGAGAACGAGGCACUGAAACAAAGAGAACGAGGCGCUGAAACAAAGAGAACGAGGCUAUCUCCGUUCGAUGUGCGUCAUCAACGAGAAAAAGUAGCUCAAAAUGCGAGAUCCUGUCGAGAUCCAGGAUCAAUACAUCCCGGAUGGGGUCUGCUGACUCUUGAUCAAAGCACUCCACUCUAUCAAGCACUCGAACGCUUUCUGGUGUCUCACUACACUUCGACAGCUUUGAAAAUGGUUGCUGAAACAGCAAAUUUGGCGAUUGUUUCAAAGGAUAAACACUUUAUUAAAUAUGAUCUGACUAUCAAAUUGCCAGCGGAAUUUGAGCCAGAUUUGGAAGAUGUUCAUUAUCGUGAUCCAAGGCUAACUGCCACUCCAACUUAUUUUCAUCAAAUCAGUGAAGGAGUGCAGACAAUUGUCAUUGCAGCAAAGAUGAGAGUUGGUAAUGUCAUCGAAAAUGGGCAAUCAAUCUCGAAAUUUGAAAGAGUGGCUGCGAAAAGAAGAGAUCUCGUUCUCUUGGAGAGAAAAGCCAAAACCGCUCAGAAAAUGAACCAGAGACACGUGAAAGUCGAUCACCGCCACAUGGCCGCACUUCUCGUGCAAAUCUUCCGAGCACUCGAUUAUCUUCAUCAACGAGGAGUCAUUCAUCGGGAUUUGUCGUCAUCAAACAUUGGCCUUAACAAGAAAGAUUUCCGGAUAAAACUAUUGGAUUUUGGUGUAUCUGGCUUCAUGAAUAGACAAAAGGAGCUCACAGAAGGAUUGCAGUCAACUCCAUUAUAUCAGCCACUCGAAAAAAUCUUGAAUGCGAGAUAUGAUCAUGGAGUUGAUAUCUGGGCGGCUGGCUUGAUCGGAGUGGAGAUGUUGGGCAUGAAAUUAAUGAAUCCAACUAGAGAGGACCAGAAACGAAGUCUCUUCCCUGUCAAAAGCCGAAUCUUGAAUGUUGUUGGGAUUGAUGAAGACAAAUAUCAAUCAAUCUUUGGUGACCAAUUGAGCUGUGAAACGCCAAAGAAAGCGAUUCUCGAUCAAGAACUCGACAAAGCUUUCGAGAGACUCGAGAAUGAGAACAGAGUUGGACUGACAAGAAACGAUCUUCGAUCCCUUCUCAAAUCGAUCUUCAUUGUCAAUCCCCACGAUCGUUUCAGCGCCAAUGAGUGCCUCAAUUCAGCGUAUCUGCAAGUGAUGGAGAAGAAGCUCCCGAAAAACGAGAUUGCCGCCAAUGAUCUCACCAAGAAAAACGCUCGAGAUCAGAAAAUUCUAUUGGAGACUCUGCAUGCAUUUUCUAAAAGAAUU
This is a messenger RNA of Mesorhabditis belari, 1317 nucleotides long. Lineage: Eukaryota; Metazoa; Nematoda; Chromadorea; Rhabditida; Rhabditidae. The record is from the annotation of a GenBank genome assembly.